AUGAAGUACAUUGGUGCACUUGAUCAAGGUACAACAAGUACUCGUUUUAUUAUAUUUGAUGAGAGACAACGUCUUGUUGCACGUUAUCAAGUGCCUAUUACGCAGUAUACACCUCAACCUGGAUGGUUAGAACAUGAUCCUAUGGAGAUUUUUAAGGUUAGUUGUAAAUGUAUUGUUGCUGCUGUGGCUGAGUUACGGUCUAAAGAUCCAAGUUUUGAUAAACUGGAGGCUAUUGGUAUUGCAAAUCAACGUGAAACAACUGUGGCGUGGGAUCGAGAAACAAAGAAACCGCUUUAUAAUGCUAUUGUCUGGAAUGAUUUGCGUACUUAUGGUGUUACUAAAGAGAUUGCAGAAAAACUUGGCGGUGGUGAUAUUCGUUUUGCCAUUCAAAAGAAUGGACUUUUGGCAAGUACUUAUUUCUCUGCAUUUAAAAUGCGUUGGAUGUUGGAUAAUGUUCCAGAUGUAGCAGAAGCAAACAAACGUGGGAGUUUAUGUUUUGGUACUGUUGAUUCCUGGUUAAUGUGGAUGUUGAGUGGUGGUAGUUGUUUUCUCACGGAUGUUACGAAUGCGUCACGAACCUUUUUGAUGGAUAUCCGUACAAGAAGUUGGUCUUCUGAACUGUGUGAGAAACUUGGAAUACCGAUGAAAUCUCUUCCAGAGAUUCGAAGUAAUAGUGAGUUUUUUACGCAUAUUCUUUCUGAUGAGGCUGGACUUGCCUCGGCACUACGACACAAAACACCUAUUAUGGGAUGUAUUGGAGAUCAGCAAGGGGCGUUGUUUGGUAAUAUGUGUUUUAAUCAAGGAGAGGCGAAAAACACUUAUGGUACUGGAUGUUUUCUUUUAAUGGUUGUUGGGGAAGAGGUACGUUUCUCACAACAUGGUCUUCUUUCUACAGUUGCUUUUCAACUCGGUAAGGAGGGAUCGUGUACGUAUGCACUUGAGGGUUCUAUUGCGGGUGCAGGUGCUGCUAUUGAAUGGAUGAAAGAUAAUUUGAAGUUAUUUAAAAAUAUUACAGAUUGUGAGAAAAUAGCCCGAAGUAUUCCUGAUACACAAGGGGUUGUAUUUGUACCGGCCUUUUCUGGUUUACUCGCUCCUUAUUGGGAUCCCACCGCACGUGGAACGAUUCUUGGAAUGACACUAAAAACGACAAACGCCCAUAUUGUUCGCGCAGCUCUGAAAGCUAUCGCCUUACAAGUUGUGGAUGUUGUAGAGGCAAUGAAACAGGAUGCCGAGUUAAAUGUGGAGAUGCUGCGCGUGGAUGGAGGACUUUCGGGUAAUCGUUUGUUAAUGGAAAUGCAGGCGGGUUUGUUGGGAGUGGAUUUACGUCUUCCUGCGAUGGCAGAGACGACAGCACUUGGCGCAGCGUUGUGUGCUGGACUUGCCGCUGGUGUGUGGAAAUCACUGGAUGAGGUUAAAGCCGUGGCGGCGGAGGAACAUAAAUGGGAAGUCAUCAAACCGAAAGUUUCCUCUGAGUUUCGUCGAGAAAUUAAGGAACAAUGGAAACGAGCAUUACAGAAAGCGAAAUGGGCCAAACUUUAG
Messenger RNA from Trypanosoma theileri, 1539 nucleotides. RefSeq names its product glycerol kinase. The record is from RefSeq and is a predicted model, not a curated record. Gene Ontology annotation, biological process: glycerol metabolic process; triglyceride metabolic process; glycerol-3-phosphate biosynthetic process. The coding region runs from base 1 to 1539 and encodes 512 amino acids. The transcript has a single exon. Lineage: Eukaryota; Euglenozoa; Kinetoplastea; Trypanosomatida; Trypanosomatidae. Gene Ontology annotation, molecular function: glycerol kinase activity. Gene Ontology annotation, cellular component: mitochondrion.